Diachasma alloeum is the source of this 3018-nucleotide messenger RNA. RefSeq names its product protein FAM102B. NCBI's taxonomy places the organism in Eukaryota, Metazoa, Arthropoda, Insecta, Hymenoptera, Braconidae. The record is from RefSeq and is a predicted model, not a curated record. The transcript has 9 exons. The coding region runs from base 808 to 2604 and encodes 598 amino acids.
UCCUCGGAUUAGCGUUAGCGUGACAGUACGUGCGACCGAAACCCAGAAAAACCGAGCGAUUAGAUAAAAAAAACUCAGUGAAACGUCUGUUUGGGUUUUUCCUGGGUUUCAGAGAGGUUCCGCGUGAGGUGCGUGCGGGUGUGCGAGUGAUAAAUAGCGAUAAAGUUUGGCGAGGGCUGCGGUAAAUAAAGAAAGCCAAUUGUGUGUGUGUAUGGGGUUAAAAGUGGCCAAUUAGCGACGAUGAAAGUGUACGAGUUCGGCUGAAAAGGAUGUGUGUUCAAUGAAAAAGCGAAUUUUACGACGGGUUGUUAAAAUGACAAAAAAACGAGGAAGAAGAGAAGCGUUCGCCUUCCUGGCGAGCGGCUCAACCAACUGACAAAUACCAGUUCCACUAAAUAAAUAAAAAAUAAUAAAAAAAUACCAAAGAACGAUGUCAGAAAUCACGAGGAGUAUUUCGGAUCAGCAAUAAUCAUUGGACUGAAGAAGCUCGCGUGAAAAUUGCUCAUCAGAAUCUCUGACUUCACCUCCAUCAGCUGCAAAUUAACAAUUAAUUGACGUUCACCGAGAGGAGAAAAACAAAUCCGAGGCGUGAAGAUGCGAAAGGCAAGAGUGUCCUCUCAGUAAUAAAAGGAAAAAUAAAAAUGAAGGUGAUAAUGAAGUGGAGGUGAUUCGACUGGUGUUCCACUCAAGGGGUGGAGAUUAAUUCUGAAAAAGUGUUGUUGAGUAAAUAUCGAACUCCAGUUUAUUUUCAGCGUUUAAACGUAUUGAUUGAAGGCCGAUAAAGUGAAGUGCCCUGGUAACGUUGAAAUGGCAUUCAUGAUGAAAAAGAAAAAGUACAAAUUUUCGGUUGAGGUCGGCCUUGAGGAGCUCACCGCAGUGCCUUUCGUAAGUGCUGUGCUGUUUGCUAAAUUACGUCUGCUGGACGGCGGUUCAUUCGUUGAUCACUCCACUAGGGAGGAAGUAGGGGAACACACGGUGAGAUGGAAUGCAAAAUUUGAAUUCCUCUGUAAAAUGAGUGCGAACGCGUCCACUGGGAUUCUCGAUCCCUGUAUUCUCAGGAUAUCAGUGAGAAAGGAGCUGAAGGGAGGCAGGUCCUUCCAGAAACUCGGCUUCACCGAUCUUAAUCUCGCGGAAUUCGCUGGUGCGGGUCUGUGCCGCAGACGUUGCCUCCUCGAGGGUUACGACGCCAGACAUAGACAGGAUAAUUCCAUGCUCAGAGUAGCAAUAAAGAUGAAUAUGCUCUCCGGUGACAUACUUUUUAAAGUACCCUCUCCCUCGUUGAAGCAAACGCAAUUGGCAGUGCCAGGUGUCCCAGGUGGUCCCGCAUCGACGACAGAUGAAGUCAUCGGUCCAGACAGAGGUACGAAUCGUGAGGAUUACGUCUCUAGUGGUUCACUAGCUGGCUCAAUAGCCAGUGCAAGUAGUGGAUUCGGUAGUCUUCCAAAGAAAAGACCAGCAUUGUUCUCUUCAGAAUUAUUAAGUGGAACGGAAUCCUUCGACCCAAUGACCCUAAACGAAAUAGUCCCCCCAACGGUGCCAGUGGAGACCCUGGCGGAGGCGCACACCGAGUCUGGUCACUCGAGAAACAGCAGCAACACGAGUCAACUGAGCAAGGGCUCAGGCUACGGUUCCCUGAACUCCCACAGUCAACACAGUAGACAAAGCAGCAGUGGAGAUAGCGGUCACAUCAGGUCACCCUCCUGGCCGGUAUGGGCUCCACGCCUCCCUACAUUAUCCCAAAAUCAAUGUUACACAGGAAAUGAGUCUGGAAAUGACAGUACCUAUUUAACACCCCCAAAUUACCCAAUAACCCAAGAAUCAAAUCGUUUCUGGUCACCAGGGACUCCGCGUACACCAGUGUCUUCUCGUCGUGAGACAUCCACGGUGAAUUCUCAGAGCACUCCGAAGCCAUCGAGCGACGAUGUGAAAAAUGGUGCAUUGAAUAACAAUGUCACUGACACGUCAGCUGGUGGAUUCAAAGUGCCUGGCAUUCAGGAUGUAUUGCGAUACUCGAGAAGACACUUGGAGCACUGCAUCAAGGAUAAUCACAUGAUAAAUAGUCAGGGUAAUGAUAAAUCAGUGGUUAAGCCGCACAUUGGUCAGGCGAGCUGGAGAAAUAUGUCGAAAACUUGUGAUUGCAUUGAGAAGGGAAAAACAAGUCCUGUUUUGAGACUGGCUGAUCAGACACGUGCUGUCUCCUCACCCGAUCCCUUACACAGGCCCGAUACCCCUCGAUCCUCCUCGCUUCAAUCCACAACGGCAGCUCAGAGCCUCAGGAAUCCGUCAGGUGGUUCUGGUCUGAGUGAAACAGGCUCCCUGGACCGGGCCAAGGCUGCACUGGAGAGACGAAAAAAGGCUGAGGAUUCGGGCAAUAAUGCUGUGCAGUGUCGCGUUGAAGUCACACGUCCUAAUCCAGAUUCACUCAUUGACGAGUUGCUGAAGGCAACUAAUCUUGAACAGUCUGACUUGGAGAGUGCUGAGACAUCUGGAUUACAACUAUUCAUCGCAAAAGACGGUACAACAGCAUUAGGUAGUCACGAAGUAAAGAGCCAGAUGCCAGCUGGUGUAUUUAAACAAGUGGUUAUGGAAGAGAAUAACAGGUAACACGAAAUAACAUCGUCACGUCGACAGUAUUCGCGACAAUCGACAUCAACGACGUUUGCACUUGCCUUAGUACCAGAACUUGUGUACGAGGCGUAUGAGCCACGGUAGUAAAACCAAACGGAAUUCACGUACAAAUAUGAAUGAUGAAGCAUAACAAAAUCUCGAUUGAAGCACGCGAGAAAAUAUUUUAUUGAUAAAUCUUGUGAAUUGGUGUUUUUUAAAAAUUAAUUCACACCGAAUUUCUAUUGAAAAUUCCGUAGAUUAUCAGUGGAAUUUGGUAUUUCUAUAGAACUCAUUCUGUUAAGAUAUUUUCGAGAGGAAAUUUCAGUCUUUUGGUCGAUUUUUAUGAAUGAAAAAAUGAGGAAAACGUGAAAAAUUCAUAUCGAGGAAUUUCUAUAGAAAAUAGAAAAUAGA